AUGUAGCUCUAUAUGUCAAAAUUGAGUGCAUACAAUGGAUAAGGUUUUUACAGUUCCGUUGAGGCUUAUCAGAAACUCAAAGUAACAUUAUGGCGAGCGCUGCCAAGCGGAAGGAGGCCCAAGAAUUCAGGGCGCUCGAGGAGGCGCGAGAAUCAGUGUUGGCGAAGGUAGCCCCGGACCAAGCACGUCAACUGCGGGCUGAGGACGUCUUGAAGAAUGCGCGAGAGAGCUGCAGUCGGGCUGUAUCAGCCAUGUACGAGAGAAAGCUGCUGCGCGACUCGUUCCACCACAACACCAGCGCAGUGCGGGCGCAGUUCGGAGGCCAGCACGUCCACGGUCUGGACGACUCAGAUGACGAAGAUGAGGCGGACGAAGAAGACGAAGACGAGGCGAAUGGAACAACAGGGAUCCAGCCGCAGCAACACCAGCUGGCAGGGACCGCAGCAACCCACGCAGGAAACCAUCACAAUUACGGUAGUACGCGGCAUCGCAGACAUCUACAGGUUCACGAAACAACUGACAUCGCAGCCGCCUCCACGUCUUGCAUCGCGCCGCACCCGCCGCCAGACCCGCGCGCCGCCGGCACUGCGCGUCGCGCCUCCCUUACAUACGCCCGCGUAAAGUUCGCAGCUGAUCCAGCUGCGUCAAGUGACGGCGGCGGCAGCGGUGAUGGUGAUGGCAAUGGCAGCCGCAGCGAUGGCGGCCGUAAUCUACUGUCACCGGCGUUAUCGGCGCCGCUGCCGAUGCAGGCCCAGGUGAGGCUGGCGACCAGCCACGGCCCGCAUCUCGAGCUCCACAGUGGCAGCAGCAAUAGCAUGCCGGAUGGCUUGGCGAAGGCAGCGGCUGCGGCGUCAGCAACUGUGGCCGCGGGAGCGGGAGCGACCUACGCCACCAGCGCGCCCAGCCGGGUGCCGUGGCCCACGAAGGCUGACAUCAAGCAGCGGCUGGGCUGGCAGGCCAGCAGUCAGGUGCUGGGCGCAUCCCGCCGCGCCCGCCGCGCUUCGACAUCGGAGGUGGGCGUGUUCAAGGACCCGGUGCUCGUCGAGAUGGCAGCGGCGGCGGCGGUGGCGGAGGCGGCGCAGGGCGCCGCGCUGCCGGAUUGGGCCGCGCGCACCGUGACGCUCACUAAUGGUCAGGCGGUGCGGGUGCGGCUUGACCGCGCGCGGUUCCUGCACCUGUUGCAUAACGGUGCGGAUCCGGCUGCGUUCGUGGCAGCGGCCGCAGGCCUGUCCAACGCCACCAGCGCCGCGGCGGCGGCGGAGGCGAUGACGGAGGCGGAGGCGGAAGAGGCGGAGGCGGUGCUGGCAGCGGAGGCAGAGGCGGUAGCGGUGGCGUGUGGCGCGGAUGACGGCACGUCGUCGGCGUCGCCGCCGUCCUCAGGACGGCUGCUGCAGGUGCCGGGAGGCCGGCUGCAGUCCUUGCAGCGGCGCUCCUUUGGGGCGCUGGCGCGCCUGCCGUCUAUCGGCAGCGGCGGAGGCGGCAGCAGCAGCAACAUGUCCGUGGCCGUGGCCAUGGCGGCCGCCACCGCUGCGGCGGCGGCAGCGGACGUUGGAGCCAGGCCGCCGACAGCAUUGAGCGGGGUGCGUGGCGGCGACAUCAAGCGCUCGACCUCGCAGUCGAACACGCGCCCCACCACCGGCACCAGCGUCAGCGCCAGCGUCACUGCGAGCUUAAGUACCUCCGCAGCCCCGUCCAGCCUGUCCUUCAGGAGCUCACUUCGCACCGGCGGCGGCACCGCCGUCGCCGCCGCCAUCAACGCAGCUUACGGCGGCGGCGGCGGUGGCGCUGGGGUAUACGGUGGCGGCCACGCCACCACCGAUGACCUUGGUGAUUCAGCCGGUGUCUUUGGCUGCGGCUCCAGUACUGGCGCAGCGCUUCGCGCCGUUGAGCGGACGCGCAUGCAGGCGGCGGCGGCCGCCGAGGUGGACGGCAAAGGCGCCGCCGCGGCGUCGUACCAGCUGCCCCAACCUUGUAGCCCGCAUCCGCGCCCGCAUGCCGGCCCCAAUAGCGGCGGUGGGCCAUUCGGGGACGGGCUUGCGUCGCCGUACGGAGCAGCAGCCGCCGCGGCAGCGGCCGCCGCCGCUGCUGACGGUGGUGGCGGCUAUGGCGGUGGCCAGGCACCCAUGCUGCCGCACCUCAGCCGCUCCGGCGGCGGCGCAAGCAAGGCGCGGCGCGCGUCACUUGACGAGGCGUGGCUGGCGGCGCAGGCGGGGGCGGGCGGCGGCGGCGCACAGGCCGUCAGUCGCUGGAUGGCAAUGGCGGCGGUGGAGGGAGGCGACGGCGGCGCAGGUGCGGCCGGCGGAGGCGGAGGCACCGGUGCUGGCAGCCGCGCGCCGCCGCGCGCGCGACACUCGCUGUUGCAGCUGAACCUCGCCGGCAGCGAGGGCCGCGAGGGCACGGGCGCGGCUGUGUGGUCGCAGUCGGCGGGCGCGGUGAAUGGCGGUAUUGGCGUCAGCCCCAGCGGCUCCAGCUACACGUCAGGCAGCGGCGUCAUGUCACAUGGCGCGGUGCUUGAGGCGACGAUGCGUUCCGCAGCGGGGGCGUCGUCUGUGUGCAGGAACAGCACCGGCCUCAGCGGCUGGCCUAGCGUAGGGGCUGGUGGCGGCGGUGGCGGUGGCGGUGGCGGUGGCGGUGGCGGUGGCGGGGCUUUUGGACUGCCCGACCGCCGUGCCGUCAGCUAUGGCGGCCCCUCGCCUCAGCAUCAGCAUCAGCAUCAGCAGCCGUCGCCGCUACUGUCAACCACGCAUGGUGGCGGCGGUGCCGCGGGCACUGCCGACGGCGCGGCGGGGACGUCGUAUCCAGGGGUGAGCUCGCCUAUGGUGAUUUCGCCGUCACGUCGUCAAUCAUAUGAUGAGACCGGGGCUGGCAGGUCCAAGGGCGGCUCUGGGCAUGGGCUCGUGUCGUCACUCUUGCGUGCGCUGCGGAGCAAGAAAUGAGGAUUUAGGAAUGCCAAUGUGGGCAAGGCAUCUUGAUUGUUUGCGUUGUUGACAAUCUUGACAUCCGGCUGUGCUCAAUGCAUGGCGUGACCAGCCAAUGUCUCUUGUUCUUGCGCAAGGCCCGCGAGUGCUGUGCACAAGUGAGGAUUUGGUAAAGCCUAUUGAUCGGAGCGAACCUGGAAGUCUAUUGGUGAGUUGCUGGCUGAGAUUGAAGGAGAACGCACACGGCGCCUGCCCACCUGUCAACCCGUCGCUUGUCGGCACAUGCAUGUGGCACUCUACUGAGUGUACAUAAGGCAUGGUGUGUGUGCAAAGACGACGGCGACAACCUGAAAGUACAGCUUAGGAGUGGCAAAAACACAUUUGACGCAUGUGGGCGUGCAGGUUGUAAGUGUUAUCUACUUGCAAGGAUGCGUGAGCAGCACGUGGCAAACGCGUAGCGCGCAUCCACAUAAAUGGGAGUCACGCACUCAUUCAUGCAUCCACACUGAGGACCGAGUGCAAGCUUGACCCGAUGAAAGCCAUAUCGGCAUGUGAGUACAGUUCAGAUGUAUGGCUGGGUGGGGUGGAGGUUGGAUGGUCCGGUACCGUACGGGUAGUACGGGGCUCCUGGACCAGUCACUGGUUCACUGGUUGACAGGAUUUAUUGACAGGAGUUAAUGCACGCAGCUCGUGAUAUGCAUUUGUCUCGUGAUGUGCAUUUGUCUCCUGUCCCAUUUGAAAGUAUGGCUGCAAAUUUAUACUGUCUUACGGGCAGGGCUUACAUCUUCCAGGGGUAGGUCACUGCCGCUGGCGAGAAGUGCCCUAACCACGUUCUCGCCCACAGCAUCCAGGAAACCCCGGAAAAGGGUACUUGGCGUGAUUCGGGGACCAUAUGCAGCCCCACGCGGCGAGAGUGCACCCCCGGAAAUGCCCAAUUUUCUCGCCCGAGAGCCUGCAUUGGGGCCCGUCUGUUGCGGCUCCCCAAAGAUGCAAGCCCUGCGUACGCGGCAAGAGGCAUGUCUACUCCGGCCAGAGGUUGGAUGGCACAUACACGCGGCCUCGCUUUUGGGCUUUCCCAACACAUGGACUGGCGCAGACAUCACACAGAGUGCCCCUGCGAAACCCGAGUGCCAUGUUGUUAUGUUUCCAUACGGUAACGGUACGGUACACGUACACGGCACCACGGUACCAUGCCACGAUCCGGGCGAUCCAGGCGGCCAAUAAGUGGAUUGCCGCUGUUGCGUUGCGCAGCUGUCCAGCUGAGCUUGUCGGAGGCGGGGGCAUGGAUGGUUGACAUGGCCGUCCGCAUCAGGGGCCCGCACAGGUCCGCACUCCUGGUCUGCAUACGAUAGUUCAGUUGCUUGGUCGGCUGUCCCUUCUUUGUAAUCUCGCAAUCAU
Molecule: messenger RNA, 4316 nt
Organism: Chlamydomonas reinhardtii
Lineage: Eukaryota; Viridiplantae; Chlorophyta; Chlorophyceae; Chlamydomonadales; Chlamydomonadaceae
Exons: 4
Coding region: 90-2936 (948 amino acids)
Source: RefSeq, a predicted model, not a curated record